AUGACGGUCAUGGAAUGCGUUGGAUGUACACUAAUUGCAUAUGGUGUACCGUUUUCAAUGUUUGUGUUUACCAUAGCACAUCAUCCAUUUCGGAUCAUUAUUUCUAUGACAAGUGCGUUCUUUUGGCUUCUAUCUUUACUUGUCUCGUCGUUACUCUGGUUUGCUGUGGUACCAUUACGAGAUAAGUUGGCUUUUGCUGUACCAUUUGCAGUGGUAUUUCAAGAAAUUUUUCGAUAUUUGUUCUAUCGUGUUAUUAAAAAAGCAGAAAUCGCUUUACAAAAAGUACAAAUGCAGGAAUUAACAGCGAAAGGAAUGGUAUUCGAUCGAUUUGCUGUUGCUUAUGCGGCUGGUUACGGAUUUGGAUUGAUUAGCGGAACAUUUGCGAUUGUUAAUGUUCUCAGCGAUAUGAUUGGUCCAGGAACAAUUGGUAUUUUUGGACACUCUCAAGACUUUUUUAUAGCUACAGCUUUUCUUACUUUGUGUAUCAUCCUGUUAAAUACAUUUUGGGGUGUGAUUUUCUUUACUUCACUCGACAAAGGCGGUAUUCAUCGAAUUCUCGGUCCGGGAAUCGUUCUUUUGACGCACAUGCUGUUCUCUUGCAUCACGCUAUUCAAUCAAACGAAGACACCCAUUUACUCAAUAUCGCUCGUUGUUGGUUAUGUUCUCUUGUUUGGUAUGAUGCUCUAUACGUUUUUCUUGCGUGGCUUUAAACUGACUUCACUUCGUCGAAGAACAAAUCAAGAAUAA
Adineta ricciae is the source of this 747-nucleotide messenger RNA. The record is from the annotation of a GenBank genome assembly. NCBI's taxonomy places the organism in Eukaryota, Metazoa, Rotifera, Eurotatoria, Adinetida, Adinetidae.